Quercus lobata is the source of this 2850-nucleotide messenger RNA. RefSeq names its product protein NPGR2-like. The transcript has 7 exons. Lineage: Eukaryota; Viridiplantae; Streptophyta; Magnoliopsida; Fagales; Fagaceae. Gene Ontology annotation, molecular function: protein binding. The record is from RefSeq and is a predicted model, not a curated record. The coding region runs from base 391 to 2586 and encodes 731 amino acids.
UAAAGAUUAAACAACACAAAAUAAAAAAGUUUAAACAAAAUCUUUCUUCUGUUCACACAUUCACAGCUUCGAAAGCAGAAUUAGAAGAAGAGGCAAAGGAGCAGUGAGUUACAAGAAAUACAGGCUCAAAGUCAUAAAAAGAGAGCAAAAAGUCAUUGCAGCUUUGGAUUCUUGUUUAGCAAGAGAAAAUCAAGGGACCUUUUUUGGUUGUAGGAACUGGAGAGAUGCACGGUGGUGUUGAUGUCUGGUGGGCUCAGUCAAUGCUUUUUCUUAACCAAAAGGAAUUUAUGUGCGCUUAUAUGAGCUGGGGUGUUGGGUAAUUUCUGGGUUCUGAUUUAUAGUUCUAUGGUUGAUGCUAGUUUAGAAGAAUUUCAAGUGGAUUGAUCCAGUAUGAGACUUAAGAAUUGGGUGAAUAACGGAGUAAUUAUCAUUCAAGGGAGAUUGCAGAAGAUGAUGAAGUGUAUUUGUUCAGGUGAGCAAUUGAAGGUAGAUGAAAUGGUUCAUUCAUCGGAGUCCUUAGCAACUCGGGACUAUUCAGCAAGUGGCUAUUCAUCCCGAGCUGGUGAGAUGGAAACAAAGGUGGACAAUAGCAACAUUGAAGAAGCAGAGUGCUCUCUUCGUGAGAGUGGUUAUCUGAACUAUGAGGAAGCAAGAGCUUUAUUAGGAAGGCUUGAGUAUCAAAAAGGUAACAUAGAAGCUGCACUUCAUGUAUUUGAAGGAAUAGACAUUGCUGCAGUUACCCCCAAGAUGAAAGUCUCCAUUUCUAGAAGAUGUGAAUACAAUAGACGCCAUUCACAAAGUGAUGCUGCCCCACUAAUGUCUAUGCAUGCUGUUAGUCUACUACUUGAAGCUAUUUUCCUCAAAGCAAAAUCAUGUCAGGGUCUUGGGAGGUUUGGAGAAGCUGCUCAGUCUUGCAAAGUAAUUUUGGACACUGUUGAAUCUGCAUUACCAGAAGGCUUGACUGAAAACUUAGCAUCAGAUUGUAAAUUACAAGAGACUCUAAACAGAGCUGUCGAAUUGCUUCCGGAGUUAUGGAAGCUUGCUGGGUCUCCCCAAGAAGCUAUCCUAUCAUACAGGAGAGCUCUACUUUAUCAUUGGAAUCUUGACACAGAAACUACUGCAAAGAUAGAAAAAGAAUUUGCCAUUUUUCUUCUGUAUAGUGGUUGUGAUGCAAACCCCCCAAAUCUUCGUUCACAGAUGGGAGGCUCCUUUGUGCCAAGAAAUAAUUUAGAGGAGGCUGUUCUUCUGUUACUGAUUCUACUAAGAAAAUUUGUUCUUAAAAGGAUUGUAUGGGACCCAUCAAUCAUUGAUCACCUUUCUUUUGCCCUAUCUGUUUCAGGGGAAUUGAGGGCCCUAGCUCAUCAGGUUGAAGAAUUGCUUCCAGGGAUCAUGGAUAGAAAGGAAAGAUAUAGCACUCUAGCUCUCUGUUAUUAUGGGGAAGGCGAAAACAUGAUUGCUUUGAAUCUUUUGAGGAACUUUUUGCAUGAUAGAGAGAACCAUGAUUGCAUACCAGAGUUAUUACUGGCUUCAAAAAUUUGUGGAGAGAAUUUGGUUUGCAUUGAGGAAGGGAUUAAUUAUACUCACAAAGCGCUUUCUGGACUGCAAGGAAAAUGCAGCCAAGUGUUUAGUGUUGCAAACUGCUUACUGGGUGUUCUAUUGUCAGGUAAAUCCAGAUUGGUUGCUUCCGAUUCUGAGAGGAUUUUGAAGCAGUCUGAAGCAAUUGAAGCACUGGGAACUGCUGAGAGAACAAUGAGAGAAAGAGAUCCAAGCAUUGUUUUUCAUCUUUGUCUAGAGCAUGCUGAACAAAGGAAAUUGGAUGUAGCACUUUAUUAUGCAAAGCAGCUGUUGAAACUUGAGGCUGGCUCUAGUGUUAAAGGGUAUAUCCUUUCGGCACGGAUAUUGUCAGCUCAAAAACGGUUCAGUGAUGCAGAGACACUAAUUAAUGCUGCUUUAGAUCAGACUGGGAAGUGGGAUCAAGGAGAACUGUUGCGAACUAAAGCUAAGCUCCAGAUUGCACAGGGUCAGUUAAAGAAUGCCAUAGAGACAUAUACUCAUCUUCUUGCUGUUCUUCAAGUUCGGACCAAAAGUUUAGGUGUUGGGAAGAAGCUUCUAAAGAAUAGGAGAAAUCAUGACAGAAGCUUAGAAAUGGAAACGUGGCAUGAUUUAGCUAAUGUCUACACAAGCUUGUCACAAUGGCGGGAUGCUGAAGUCUGUCUUUCAAAAUCCCAGGCUAUCAAUCCUUAUUCCGCUUCUAGAUGGCAUUCAACAGGUUUACUCUAUAAAGCCAAGGGUCUCCACCAAGAAGCCCUGAAAUCAUUCAGGAAAGCAUUAGAUGUUGAACCCAACCAUGUUCCAAGCUUGAUAUCCACAGCAUGCAUCCUUCGAGAGCUCGGAGGCCAAUCAUUGGCAGUUGUGAGAAGUUUUCUAACUGAUGCACUUCGACUAGACAGAACAAACCCUUCUGCCUGGUACAAUCUUGGGCUUCUCUACAAAGCUGACAUUGGAGCAACACAGCUAGAGGCUGCCGAAUGCUUUGAGGCUGCUGCGCUUCUUGAAGAAUCCGCGCCAGUUGAGUCCUUCAGAUGACCAAACUACACGCACACUUUCUCUAUGACCCAUGUAUUAUAUUGUAGAUUAGACUACAAUUUUUAUUUUAACUUGAUGAUACCCAUUAUAAAAAAGAGCCAAAGGAAAUAGAAGAUGUUUGAUAAUUAAAUUGCUUCACUUGAAAUGUUAUUAGCAUCUUUUACCCUAGCUAUGUCUUGAGGUUUAUUGAUGAGUGGACUAUAAUGAAUUUUGCGUUAUUGUUGUAUGAUGAACAUUAGAAGGGAACGUAUUUUGCAUGUUCAA